AUGGUGGCUCAAAAGGGUGGAUAUGCUAGUGUUGAUUUUACCAAGAAAUAUUUAUAUAACUAUUUUGAUAGUCAAAUGUGUGGUGAGAUUAAAGAUAGAGAUGUUGCUGCUGCCUUAAGUUAUCUUCGUGGGAAGGCCGACAAUGAUCCCAUGUUAUAUGCAAAAUUUGCAACUAAUAGUGAUGGUAGAUUGGAGCAACUUUUUUGGGCAGAUGGAUGCAGUAGAUUUGAUUUUUUAUGUUUCGGUGACGUUCUUGCAUUUGACACGUCAUAUAGGAAAAACAAGUAUAACUAUCUUUUUGUAAUUUUCUCUGGAUGUAAUCAUCACUCACAAACCGUCAUAUUUGGUUGUGCUUUGGUGUUAUAUGAAACCAUUGACACAUAUAAAUGGGUCUUAAAAUCAUUUUUAGAAGCAAUGGGAAACAAACAUCCCAAAACAGUUGUGACAGAUGGGGAUGGGGCAAUGAGAGAGGCUAUAAAACAUGUUUUUCCAUAUUCAUGUCAUCGACUAUGUGCCUGGCACUUGCAUAAAAAUGCAUGUGAAAAUGUUAAGAGUUCUCUUUUCUUGAUGGAUUUCAAGAAAGCAAUGUAUUCAGAUUUCACUCCGGAGGAAUUUGAAGAUUUUUGGAUGAACAUGGUUGAGAAGCAUGGACUUGUGGGGAACAAAUGGGUUUCCAAAACAUAUGAGAAUAGAUCAUCAUGGGCCACUGCUUACUUUCGUGAUAUAUUUUUUGGUCGUAUACGUACUACUUCUCAGUGUGAAGCUAUUAAUUCAAUCAUGAAGACAUAUGUUAGGAAAAAAUGCAGCAUUUUUGAAUUUAUACAUAAUUUUGAACAAGCUUUAAGAGAAUAUAGAAACAAUGAACUGGUGGCUGACUUUAAGUCUCUAUAUUCAGAUCUUGUAUUGACGACAUCUCUUUAUGAGAUUGAGAAGGCUACUGCAAAAAUCUACACUGCAGAGGCUUUUAUGGAAGUUAAAGAGCAAAUUGUAUUGUUGUUUAUGAUACUUCAAGGUCAAUAUUUUAUUGUGAAUGUAGACAUUUUGAGUCAUGGGGUAUUCCUUGUUCUCAUAUUUUUUGUGCCAUGA
This is a messenger RNA of Cajanus cajan (pigeon pea), 1086 nucleotides long. Lineage: Eukaryota; Viridiplantae; Streptophyta; Magnoliopsida; Fabales; Fabaceae. The record is from RefSeq and is a predicted model, not a curated record.